GCCGCCCAGGCGGGGUGUACGGCCGAGCCAGAACGACGUGACAGAAACCCCCCUCCCUCACACACACACCCCUUCCCCGGUACACCCCCCGUCCUCUUUCGGUGCUCCGCUCUGCUACGCCGGUUUGUUUUGUUUGUUUGUUUGUUUGUUUUCCGUUUUCUGCCGAGCCCUUCCUUCAAGUUUACUCUAAAAAAAAAGAGGGGCACACUGACCCCGGACUGCGCGCCUUCCUCCUCUUCCUCCUCCUCCUCCUCUCCACUGCGAGUCCGAUGACGGCGGCGCAGCGCGCGCUCUGCCUGGCGGCGCUGCUCGCGGCCGCUUCUGCCGCCUCGGCCGCCGGCCGCCUCGCGCGCUCCGCGGGACCCGUGGUGCGCUGCGAGCCGUGCGACGAAGGUGCGCUCGUGCAGUGCAAGCCGCUGCCUCGCGAGUGCGCGGAGCGCGUGCGCGAGCCCGGCUGCGGCUGCUGCAUGACGUGCGCAAUCGCCGAGGGCCAGCCGUGCGGCGUGUACACGGGCCGGUGCGGCACGGGGCUCAUGUGCCAACAGCGACCCGGCGAGACCAAGCCGCUGCAGGCGCUGCUGGAGGGGCGCGGAGUGUGCGUGAGCGCGCCGCGCAACAAGCAGGCCCGAGGAAGCGUCCCGGCGCGCGGAAUCGAUAGCCCGGAGGUGCCUGAGCAGGAACAUCUCUCCACCUCCACUGUGGCAACAGUCACAGAGGGCAUUGAGGUGACGCAGCGCACAGCAACAGAUUCAGGGCUUGAUGUGGACAGCCAGAGAACAGUGCCAGAGUCAAAAUGUUCUCUGUUUCACACUAAGCUGGGCAUGAUCAAGAAGGAGAAGGCCAAGAACAGCCAGAGCUACAAAGUGGAGUCAGUGGCCAGCAGCGUCCACACUGAUAUCCACAAUUUCAGCCUGGAAUCCAAGAGAGAGACCGAGUAUGGCCCGUGUCGUAGGGAGAUGGAGAGUGUUUUGAAGAGUCUUAAGAUAUCCAACGACUUAAACCCCCGAGGUUUCCGCAUUCCAAACUGUGACAGAAAAGGCUUCUACAAGAAAAAACAGUGUCGUCCAUCCAAAGGCCGCAGAAGAGGUUACUGUUGGUGCGUGGACAAGUAUGGACAGCCUCUGCCAGGCUAUGAAGGAAAUGAACAAGGCCAAGUCCACUGUUACAGCCUGGAAAAAAAGUGAGAAGCGCAGACGGAGAGAUAGUGGGGUUGAGGGAGGGAGAGAGAGAGAGAGAGAAGAGAGAGGGAGGGAGGAGGAUCCUCUCUGAAUGGUAUGAAUCCACAGUGAAAAGGGGGGAGGGGAGAUUUUUAAAGGUGCUGCCCUAUUGCUGAGCACCCCACCCAUGUGCUGGAGCAGGGACUCAUCAGACCAGGUCACUUUUACACAUCAGGGGAGCGAAGAGAGAGGGGGCCGAGGAAGGGAGGUAGGAAGUGAGGGGGUAUCUGCACUUUUCUGUUUUUUGUUUUUUUUUUCCUGUUUGGAUUACACCCCAAGGGGGCACCGGAGAGACACUAAUAAAAGACAAACACGUGACAUUUAUAAAUUAGCCUUCAUUAACACUGUGUUUGUAUAUGUGUGCAAGGGAUUUUGUUUGUCGUAUCUGAGUAAGAGCGUUCGUUGGCCCUCUCUCUUAUCUGGCUAAAUGAAGAGCCUUCUUUAAAUCACUGCCAUGACUAUCACUGUCUCUCUUGUAGCCCCUUAAGGCUUCCUAUUGCCACCCUUCUGGUGUAGGACCGUUCGAAAACGGGCAUGCUCAGUAGUGCUGGGCUGCCCCUGCCAUUGGCUCCAUCUGAAGCACAAGCACUUGAUGCACUUUGGCCCCUCGCUGAUCAGCUACCCCAGUCUAUUACAGAGGCCAUGUCUCACAACUUCACAACAUUUAUGCUUUAGAAUAUUGCAAAACCCUUACAAUUGACUCCAUAUCAGAACAUUUGAAGUCAAUUUGAAUGGCCUUUAAAAACAUUUCAAUGCAGUUUUUAAAAAUUUUGUCAUUUUCUGUUAUUCAGUGUACAUGCUUCUGUAUUCGUGUGCCGAAUUAAGCCCAUGUUAAGCAUUUGGGAGAUUAACUACAUGUCUUUCUGAUGCCUGUUUUCCUGUUCAGCUGGAAGGAGAAGAGUAUGUAAGAUAUCAAAGCUGUAGCCUGCAGCACGCUUACAAAUGGACUCCAGAUGGAUAUAAUAUACACCACAUCUUCAACGCACUAAUAUACUUUACAGAGCACUUAAUGGGAUUGCUCCCAAUGCUUGAAUAUACCAACUUUUUUAUAGACCCAGUAUUUGUCAUGUAUUUGCAUCGUCUUUUUGUGAAUUUGAAUGUAACGGGAAUGCAACAGUAUGUUGCGUUGUCGCUGCAUAGCUGGUGCACUCCAAAGCUUGACAAUAAUUACUGGCAGGUUUUCUUCCUUUCUUUUUUUUUUUUCCUUUCCAAAGCAAUGCCUUAACCGCUUCGGUGCCGAAAUGUGAUGAAUAAUGAUUAGGGGGUUGUGCUCUGUCUCUUAAAAUAUUGUCCAGUUAUUUCCCCCAAAACAAGGCCACAGCUCUACAUGGUGACCCUGUUCAUUAUGUUACAGGAAGGAUGUCUGGUCUCAUUCUGUCUCUGUCUGAUCUCCUGAGAAAAGACUUGAAAAGUGGAGGGUGCCGGAGAGGUAACCCACCCAGUAGCUCAGUAGCACAAAAUUGGCCAAAAGCUUAAUCCCCCACCCUCCUGACCCCUCCACCUCAAAUCCCUCCCAAACACAAAAAAAUUACAUACGAAAAAGACUAAAGACUUACUAAAUAUUGGUGCUACGCCAUGUUUUUCAUGACUUGAUUAUGGGGGAAGAGCAUAAAACUAUGCUUAGCUAUUGGCCCUCCUUCCUUUAACUUGUGUGUCAUUUUUAUAUGAAUAUAUGUUUUAUUUCUGGCCAGCUAUGUGUCUGAAGAGGCAUGUGAACAUUACUUUAAAAGAUCAAAGUUAUUUAUCUAAGAAAGAUAUAAGCUGAUCCAAACGUUUUUUGUUCUUUUGAAAGUUAAGUGACUCGUUGAUUGCACAACGGUGAAUAGAUAGAACUCAGCAUAUUUUUUGGGAAUAUAAUCACUAAAGUUUUUAGGUAUUUUGUCAACAGUGCAGUGUGCAAAGUCUCAGCGAUUAGUUAAGAAAUGGUUCUGUCCUUGGUUGAGUGGUCUACUAUGAAACAUCUUCAGGUUUCUUAGGUCUUUCUCUUGGCAUAUUAGAUCUAAAUGAAAGUUAGGUCUAAGCUAAAGAUUUAGAUCAUUUGUUGAGAUUAAGCUAAAACAGAGUGAAUGUUGAAGUUAAGCUGAUGCUAAGCUAACGUUUAAAGCUGCAGCUAGGCUAAUAUCAAAGCUAAGGAGAAGCUAAGAAAAACAAAAACUUGCCACCCACAUUCUGUUGUGCAAUGCCAGGGCCACUUCUCGCCGCAAGUCACUUUUAAGGAUCUCUCUGUUCACGGGUAACUGUACUUUUUUUAUCAUUUAAAAGAAUUUUGAUUCUUAAGAAGCUUUUCAUUUUACUAAACUAGAUAUUACAUAGCUAUGCCUUUCUUCAAGAAAGGAAAUGUUUUCAAAUAUAAUUUGUAUUUAAUGUCUUUUUUAAAUAAAAAUAAACACUAUUUUAAUUUA
This is a messenger RNA of Pygocentrus nattereri (red-bellied piranha), 3619 nucleotides long. It is a transcript of the gene igfbp3, whose product is annotated as insulin-like growth factor binding protein 3. Bases 270 to 1184 code for a protein of 304 amino acids. The record is from RefSeq and is a predicted model, not a curated record. The transcript has 4 exons. NCBI's taxonomy places the organism in Eukaryota, Metazoa, Chordata, Actinopteri, Characiformes, Serrasalmidae. Gene Ontology annotation, biological process: regulation of insulin-like growth factor receptor signaling pathway. Gene Ontology annotation, cellular component: extracellular region. Gene Ontology annotation, molecular function: insulin-like growth factor II binding; fibronectin binding; insulin-like growth factor I binding.